AUGGCGGAGAAAAGGAUUGUCGUUGUUGGAGCUGGUGUAGCAGGAUUGACAACAGCGCUGCUGCUCUCGAAGAAUCCAUCAUACAAAAUCACUGUUGCAGCCAAAUAUAUGCCAGGAGAUUACCACAUUGAAUACGCUUCGCCAUGGGCGGGUGCCAAUUAUAUGCCGUUGGUCACACCAAACACCUACUAUAAAUCCAAGAAGGGUCUGCUAAAGCAAUCUUAG
Molecule: messenger RNA, 225 nt
Organism: Endocarpon pusillum Z07020
Lineage: Eukaryota; Fungi; Ascomycota; Eurotiomycetes; Verrucariales; Verrucariaceae
Exons: 2
Coding region: 1-225 (74 amino acids)
Source: RefSeq, a predicted model, not a curated record